This is a messenger RNA of Nothobranchius furzeri (turquoise killifish), 4196 nucleotides long. It is a transcript of the gene tada2b, whose product is annotated as transcriptional adaptor 2B. The record is from RefSeq and is a predicted model, not a curated record. Gene Ontology annotation, biological process: regulation of transcription by RNA polymerase II; chromatin remodeling. Gene Ontology annotation, molecular function: zinc ion binding; transcription coactivator activity; chromatin binding. NCBI's taxonomy places the organism in Eukaryota, Metazoa, Chordata, Actinopteri, Cyprinodontiformes, Nothobranchiidae. Gene Ontology annotation, cellular component: nucleus; SAGA-type complex.
GACCAGGAACCAAUCACAGGAGCUCUGUGACGCUCAUGAAUAUUAAUUAGGAAGGUGGGUGUGCAGCGCGAGCAGUGAGGCACGUAGUGCGCAGGCGCGAGGUCCUGCCUUCUACAACAAGAAGCAAGAGCCAGGCAAGAUGGCCGACCUGGGGAAGAAGUACUGCGUUAACUGCCUCGCGGAUGUUACAAACCUGCGGCUUCGCUGCACCGACUGCCCCGAUAUCGAGCUGUGUCCCGAGUGCUUUUCGGCAGGUGCAGAAAUCGGUAAUCACCGGAGAUGGCAUGGCUACCAGCAGGUCGACGGCGGUCUGUUCUCACUCUGGGGUCCCGAAGCAGAGGGAGGAUGGACCAGCAGGGAAGAGCAGUCGCUCCUCGAUGCCAUCGAGCAGUAUGGAUUUGGAAACUGGGAAGACAUGGCGGCUCAUGUCGGAGCAUCCCGGACCCCUCAGGAAGUCAUGGAGCAUUAUGUCACCAUGUAUAUUCAUGGUAACCUGGGUAAAGCCUGCAUCCCUGACAAUAUUCCAAACCGAGUAACGGACCACACCUGUCCCAGUGGGGGCCCCCUGUCUCCAAGCCUCACCACCCCCCUUCCCCCGCUGGACAUAAUCCUGGCGGAGCAGCAGCAGCUUGGCUACAUGCCACUACGAGAUGACUAUGAAAUUGAAUACGACCAGGAUGCAGAGAAGCUGAUCAGCGGGCUGUCUGUCAACUACGACGACGAAGAUGUGGAAAUUGAGUUAAAGCGUGCCCACGUGGACAUGUACGUUCGUAAGCUAAGGGAGCGCCAGAGACGCAAGAACAUCGCCCGAGAUUAUAACCUGGUGCCCGGGUUCCUCGGAAGGGACAAGAAAGACAAGGAGAAGGAGAAACCUGGUGGGCUGGGAGUGGGAGGAGCCUCUGUUGGUGUGGGUGGGGCUGGAGUAGGAGGAGGAGUUGGAUCGGCAUCCACAGCAGGAGCUGGGUCUGGUCCCAUUCCCGGUACCCCCAAAAGGAAGAUCACCAAGGAAGAGAAGGAGCAGCGAGUGAGAUUACGGGCGCUUUGCCAGUUCAUGGCCCAUCGAGAGUUUGAAGACUUCUUUGAGAACAUGCACAAGGAGCGAGCGCUGAGAGCGAAGGUGCGUGAGCUGCAGCGCUACCGCCGCAACGGCAUCACACGUCUGGAAGAGUCAGCAGAGUACGAAGCUGCUCGACACAAACGGGAGAAACGGAAAGAGAACAAGAGCGUGGUGGCCUCCAAGCGCGGCAGUUCAGGAGGAGCCGGUUUGGGUUCUGGGACGGGACUUGGGGGUGGAGCUGGAGGAGGCGUCGCUGGAGGGCUGGGGGUUGGCGGUGGGCUCAAAGAAGAUGGUAAAGACGGAGAGUUUGCAGCCAUUGAGAAUCUGGCGGGCUUUGAGCUCCUGUCAGAUAGAGAGAAGGUGUUGUGUAACUCGCUGAACCUGAGCCCGACGCGCUACCUGACUGUCAAAACCAUCAUCAUCAAAGAUCAUCUCCAGAAAAGGCAAGGCAUCCCCGCCAAGAGCCGACUGCCCAGCUAUCUGGACAAGGUUCUCAAGAAACGGAUUCUCACCUUCCUGACGGAGAGCGGCUGGAUAUCCAGAGACGCCUCGUAGCGCCGGGUCAGGGCUGGUGAGCUGACCCGGCUUCCAACAACAAACGGAACACUUGACUUUUCUUUUCAGGCUUGUGAAUAUGUACAUUUGUAAAUAAAAGGUGUCCUUUUGGAAAAAACACAUUUAUUUUCACGCAAAGUCCCCAAAUGCUACUCCUAUCAUUUUUACAUUCUGCCCACAUUAGCUCUAGAUGACCAAAUGGACGGUCCCAGUAAGUAUGGAACAAGCCCCCAGCAGCUCUACUUUAGAUGUUCUCCUGUCCACAAACACCUAAGCCCCGUCUACCAUAGGUCAGCUGUUUCUCUGCACCUCCACACCUGAUUCAGGAGCCUGUUCAUCUCCACCUGAUUAAAGCUGGUGUGUUGGAUCACUGAAGCCUCUAAAUACUGGAGACAGACAUUUAUUCAUGCUGAAUGUGUAAAAGCUCCUUUUGGGACCAGGUGCAAUAGAACAGGUGUGAGACAAACCUCUGCCUCAUCACCGAUCGGUGUCUGCAGAGCUUUAUGGCCUGCUGACCAGGUGAUUCGGAGCAGGGAAACAACUAAAACAUACUGGUUAGUGGCUUUUGAGCACCAGGGUUGAAUAGUCCUUUAACUAUUUCAGCAUUUUUGUCAAAAUAGUGUGAAGUUAUUUUUAUGAAUAGAUUUAAAAAGUGUCUAUCGGGCGUGCCAUCGGACUUUAAAUGUACUUAUCUAGUGUUCAGAGUAAAAUCCUUCCAACCUUUCAGUAUUGGUGGCAGCCAACUUGAUACGUUUCUGCAGUCUCACGUUCUUUCUAGUGUUUUAGUUUAGCUCAACAACCUCCGUUUGGAGAAAUACAGAUGAGUUCUGACGAAGAUGCACCAACGAAUCUCAACACUUCACAGCCGUUUAUGCAAACAUUAUUUAUAUGACAUGGUUACUCUGACUGAAUAUAGCUAGCUUGGUUGCACAUUUCCCAUGCAAACAGCCAUUUAAUUAAUAGUAAUUAUAGAAGCGCUAAACGAACACAUGCUUAUGAACGGGUGUUUGCAUAAACUUCUGUGACCUGUUUGAGACUUGAACACCAGACCUGAACCGACCUGCUGUAACUUUGGAAGUCCAGUCGGAAAUACAAUUUGUUUAAUCAAAUAAAAUAAAAAAUAUAUCUUUCAAUAGCUAUUGAUGAAAAACUUGGGUUAAAACCUGAACUGAACCCAGCAACAUUACUUACAGAUGUGACUGGCUUGGACCAAGAUUGUCUGAAAGGAUUCAAAUGGUUUGAAUUUGAAUCUAAACGGAUCAGAGCGUCCUGAAUGCUCCUAGUUAGUUUUAGUAACUCCGCUUUAACCAGUGGCGUGGUACAAAGCAGGCUGAAUAACUGAAUGUGUGUUUGCUCAGACCCAGCUCAGGGUUUCCUAGUGGUCACCAGCCCCCAGAGUCCGUUAUUCAGCUAAAGCAGGCGUGGGGAACCCUGGUCCUCGAGGGCCGGGAUCCUGCAUGUCUGCUCCAACACUUCUGAUUCAGCGGUUGAUUCACCUGUCCAGCAGCUCAUCAGGCUCUGCAGAAGCCUGUUAAUCUCCCGCUGAUUGAAACCAGGUGUGUUGAAGCAGGGUUGAAACUAAAAUAUGCUGGAUAGCGGCCCUCGAUGGACCAAGGUUCCCCACCCCUGAGCUAAAGGUGCAUUUACCAUUGCUAGAAGGCUGAAUGUUAACGUUUGUGUUUGCCAUUAUUUUUGAUGAAAAUAGUCAUUGCCUUGCAUCAGGGUGGUAAAAGAACAGAAGCUGUAGUGUGAGCGUGAGCUGAAGGACUCUAGCCAUGAAGACGUGCUAGCGUGCGGAGGUGGUUGCAUGCCGUAACUAAAAAGUAGAAGGUGACUUUAGGAAGUUUUAUCAGGUGGUUGCAUCCAGUUUUUACGGUAUUCCCAUGUUUUCAUAGACUGGCAUAUUUAAUGUGGUAUUGAACUUGGAAAACAGAAAGAUCCUGUAUAUUUAUUUCAUGGAGCCUUUUCUUGUUCCAAAGGAAGUUGGUUUAAGUUUUAUUUUUCUCCAGCGGCACACUGUGGUUCUCUUCUGCUGACUCAACCAACUCUCCUGGAUUGUUCUGAAGUAACGUCUCACCAAACAAAGCAGAAGAUGGGAAAUGGGCUUCAUCAAUGCACCAGAUGUAAAUAGAAAUGUGUACAUUGGGUAAAAGGGUGUAAUUAGAGACGUGGGAUGUGUACAGUAUUUUGUUUCAUAAAAAGUUUUAUAGUUUUUGUAAUAAAGACUUUAAAUCUCAACAAGGAGGCUGGUUGUGAGUCGUGUGCGGCGGAGCCGCUUCAUAUACACGUUUUAAUGUUGACUGCAGCUCUAAUGUGCCCAUGGGCUUCUCUGCUUUUACAGCAGUUCUCUUCAUUGUGAGGGAUCACUCUAGUUAAUUUUAGUUGGUGUCAACAUUUUCUUCAGAUUCAGAAGACUUGUGUCAUUCAGUCAGUGCAGAUGCAUUUCUCAACAACACUGAGAGCACAGGGCUCAAGUUAAAACAUCACAAAAGUUACAGAUUAAAAACUACCGACAUUAAUGUACAAAGGAAAGUGCCAGUGGCGGCUGGCCAGUAGAGGGCGAUAGGGCGCCGCCCUCCCAGUU